GACUUUAUCGCGAAAAUUAUGCUUGAAUAGAUCGUUUUGUCCAUUUUCGUUUGAAAUAUAAUAAACCUUAAGUUAUUUAAUUUGCAGCUAGUUUUAUUUUAUAAGUAAAAUAACAAAAUGUCCUGGUGUUACUUUCGGAAAAGCGGAUUACUUGAAAGAACUUUAUGAUUAAACUUACUGUGUAUCGGUAAUCAAUAUGGCCGACAGUAUGUAUUUGUCAGAAGGAAUUGUGGCGGUAUUUAUAGCAACGUUUCAAAAUCAUAAAUUAUAUCAUAAUUUAAAUCCUUCCUCAUGUGCCGAAGUAAUUUAAGUGUAUGAAGUUAUGUUAUUGUUUAACUUAAUAGAGAACAUUAAGGAUGUUGCUUUUGAUAUAUACCAAAACAAACUAUUUAGCAUCCAAGUGUAGUGUAGUGCAGUACAGUGUAUUUUGUUUAAUUGAAUUGUGUUUUGUAUAGUUUUUCAAGAACAUAAAAAUUUACUAUUUGCCCGCGAUGUCGCAUCAUGAGUUGUGGCGAUGAUACCUACUCGAAUCGUGCAACCGGCGCUGCUCUUCCACUCAUGGGUGUGGAGCGGGGCGGGGGCGGGGGCGCCGGCGGCGCGGACUCCGUGCUCAACGGUGCCGGCCCGCCCGAGCGCGCAGGCGAGCCACCGCGAAAACGCCCCAAGCUCGUUUCGGACGACGCGCAUCUGCUGCGCAAGCGCUUACUCGAGUCCAAGGUGUUGCGCUUGAAGAGCCUGCGCGAUAGGUUUACGGAGCAACUGAGCGAGCUGUACUUCCUGCAGGCGGGCGGCAAUAUGAUGGACUACGUAGCGUGGCGCAAGCGGCCGCCCGCGCAGCUCGUUGCUUUUCUCGAGUCUCGCCGGCCGCCACCUGCGGCGCCUCCGCCGCCCGAACCGCCGCCCGCGCCAACGUUACCUGCCGCGGACACGUCGCUCCCGGUGCCCGCCCCGGUACCGUUAGCCACGCCCGCCUCACCGACGUCGCCGGUGACGUCGACGCCCGACUUCGCAUCCACUCCAUCGGUUGCGUCAGCCGUUGCCUCUAUUGUUGUUCCCCAAGCCCUAGAACCGAAGGGCGAGGUUGUCGUUCCUGCUACGCCCUCCGCCGGAGCGCCCUCCGUUGCCGCAUCCUUCGCCGCCACGCCCUCCGCCACCGCACCCUCUGUCCCCGCCCCUGUGUCCACGCCUGCGCCUACUCAGGUAGCGAGCGCGGCCGACGAGAUGGUGGAAAAGGCAAAACAAGAGGCGUAUGUUGCGGCUCGAGUGGCCGAGCUGGCUCGCGCCGGCCUGUGGACGGAGCGCCGGCUGCCGCGCGUGCUGGAGCCACCGCGCCCCAAGACCCACUGGGACUACCUGCUGGAGGAGAUGGCCUGGCUCGCCCAAGAUUUCUCACACGAGCGAAAAUGGAAAAAACAAGCCGCAAAAAAGUGCGCCAGAGCUGUACAAAAAUAUUUUCAAGAUAAAGCUCUCGCUGCACAGAAAGCAGAAAAAGCCCAAGAAUUGCAAUUGAAAAAAAUUGCGUCAUUUGCGGCUAAAGAAAUCCGAACAUUCUGGUCUAAUGUGGAAAAACUGGUGGAGUGGAAGCGAGUGCGGCGCGUGGAGCGAGCCCGGAAGGAAGCUUUGGACGAACAGCUGAGCUACAUCGUGGACCGCACCGAGCGCUACUCGCGUCAGCUCGCCGCCAACCUGACCGCCGCACCCGGCGCGCCCCCCGCACCCGGCGCGCCCCCCGCACCCCCUGCACCCGACACACCGCCCUCCGAUGAUGAGUUCCAGCCGCGCGGCAGCUCCGACGACGACGAGGAAACUAUUGCAGCCGCCGAGCGCGAGGCCGCACACGACGCCGCCGACCACCGCGACGAGCUGGAGGCGCUGCGCCGCGAGUCCCAUCUGGCGCUCGACGACCUGCUGCCGCCCGGCUACCUGCCCGCGCACUCGCCGCCCCUCUCAGACUACGGGCCCGACGCCGACUCCGCGGACGACGAGGACACCAUCGCCGAGCAGGAGCUCGCCGAGCGCGCCGAGGACACCGCGGCGGAGGUGCAGGCGCUUCGCGACGAGGCCGACCUCGACCUCGACGAGCUGGUGCGCCGCUACACCGCGCGCGGCGACCGCCCGCCGGACCUCGACGGGGGCGCCGACUCGGACGCCCAUACUGACAACGAUUCGAACAUACAUGCAGAAGACGACGCAGACGAUGACGACGAUAACGACGAUGACGAAAAUAACGAUACUAAUGAGAGUAUCGAGGAUGACGACGUAGACGACUCGGACGAUUCUCAAAGCGUUUCCGCCUCCUCCGUUUCGGAGGCACUAGAGUCGCUGAUGGAGACGGAGAGCGGCGGGGCGCAGGGCGGGGCGCAGGGCGGGGCGCCGGGCGGCGACGGGGGCGAGGGCGGCGAGCAGCGGGUGGAGGCGGCCGCAUCGCUGGCGGCGUCUCUGCAGCCGACGGGCACCACGCUGUCGGAGACGGCGGUGGGCACGCCGGUGCCGCGGCUGCUGAGGCACGCGCUGCGCGAGUAUCAGCACGUGGGGCUGCACUGGCUGGCCACGAUGCACGCGCGCGGCCUCAACGGCAUCCUGGCCGACGAGAUGGGGCUCGGCAAGACGAUACAGAGCAUCGCGCUGCUGGCGCAUCUGGCCCUCGAGCGCCGCGACUGGGGGCCGCAUCUCGUCGUCGCGCCCACCUCCGUCGUGCUCAACUGGGAGAUGGAGUUCAAGAAGUGGUGCCCCGCCUUCAAGAUACUCACAUACUACGGCACCAUUAAGGAGAGGAAGCUGAAGCGCGUCGGUUGGACUAAAGCGAACUCUUUUCAUGUGUGCAUAACAUCUUACAAGUUGGUAGUGCAGGACCACCAAAGUUUCCGGAGGAAGAAAUGGAAAUAUCUCAUUCUCGACGAAGCCCAGAACAUUAAAAACUUUAAGUCCCAGAGGUGGCAGAUGUUGCUGAACUUCCAAACGGAGAGGCGGCUGUUGCUGACGGGCACGCCGCUACAGAACAGCCUGCUGGAGCUGUGGUCGCUGAUGCACUUCCUGAUGCCCGACGUGUUCGCCUCGCACUCGGAGUUCCGCGAGUGGUUCAGCCCCGUGGCCGGCAUCGCCGAGGGCGCGCAGUGCCACAACGACGCGCUGGUGCGGCGGCUGCACGAGGUGCUGCGACCCUUUCUGCUGCGCCGGCUGAAGGCGGACGUGGAGCGUCAGAUGCCGCGCAAGUACGAGCACGUGUUGAUGUGCCGACUGGCCAAGCGGCAGCGCUUCCUCUACGACGACUUCAUGGCGCGCGCCAAGACGAAGGAGAGCCUCUCCUCCGGCAACUUGUUGAGCGUGAUCAACGUGCUGAUGCAGCUGCGCAAAGUGUGCAACCACCCCGACCUAUUCGAGCCUCGCGCCGUCUGCUCGCCCCUGCAGAUGCCCGCCCUGGGUCUGUCGCUGCCCGCCCGCCUUCUGGGCGCCGCCGCCACCGCCCGCCGCGCCCUCGCCCUCGCCGCGCGCCUCGCCGGCGACCUGGCCGCGCUCGAGGCGGCCGGCGCCGAGGCCUUCGCCGCGCACCGCACGCGUCACCUCGCGCCGCCGCGCCGCGCCGUGCACGACGCGCCCGCGACCCUUCACCCGCCGCGCCCUCCGCCCUGCGCGCUGCGUCUGCAUCUCCGCCUCGUGCCCCGCACGCCGCCCGCGCUGCCGCCGCCGCCGCCGCCCGCGCCUCUGGCUCGCCCCCCCGCCGCACCGGUCGACGCGGCGGGGGGCGCGGUGGGUGCGGCGGGCGGUGUGGGCGCGGCGGGCGGUGCGGGCGGGGCGGAGGCGCGCGCUGCGGCGUGGCGACGCGGCUCGCUGCGUCGGCUGGGCGCGGCCAACGAGCGCCGCUGCUGGCGGCUGCCGCUGUACGGCGCAGACCUGCGCGCCGCUGUGCACGCCGGCCCGCCCGCACUGCCGCCGCGCGACCUGCACGACCUGCUGCAACAGAUGAACGAUGUUAUAGAUCGCUUCAGCAUCUGCUGCGGCGGUGCGCGUGCGGGGUGUGUGCGGCUGCAGUGCGGCGGCGGCGCGGAGUGGCGCGCGUGGCGGCGCGGCGCGCGGCAGGCGGCGGCGGUGGCGGGGCCGCCGGCGCGCGCCGCCCUGGCGCUGCUGCACGCGCCCGCCGCGCGCCAGGCCGUCGCCUUCCCGCACCCGCGCCUUCUGCAGUACGACUGCGGCAAGCUGCAGACGCUGGCGGGGCUGCUGCGCCGGCUGAAGGCGGGAGGGCACCGCGUGCUCAUCUUCACGCAGAUGACGCGCGUGCUGGACGUGCUGGAGGCGUUCCUGUCCAUGCACGGGCACACGUACCUGCGGCUGGACGGCGCGACGCGCGUGGACCUGCGCCAGCCGCUCGUCGACCGCUUCAACUCGGACGCGCGCGUGUUCGCGUUCAUCUUGUCGACGCGCAGCGGCGGCGUCGGGCUCAACCUGACCGGCGCAGAUUGCGUCGUCUUCUACGACUCGGACUGGAACCCCACGAUGGACGCGCAGGCGCAGGACCGCUGCCACCGCAUCGGACAGACGCGCGACGUCCACGUCUUCCGGCUCGUCACCGCCGCCACCGUCGAGGAGAACAUCCUGCGCAAGGCGGAGCAGAAGCGCGCGCUCGGCCACCUCGCCAUCGAGGACGGCCAUUUCACCACCUCCUACCUGCGUCUGUCUAACAUAAAAGAGCUGUUCGGUGGCGAGGGGUCUGAGCCGGCCACGCACACGGCCACGCACACGGACACGGCCGCCGAGCCGGAGGGCGAAGUCGAGGGCGCGGCUCGCGGCGAGCUGGAGUGCGCGCUGGCCGCCGCCGAGGACGAGGCGGACGCGGCCGCCGCUCGCGCCGCGCGGGCCGAGGCGCAGGGCGAGCUGGCGGAGUUCGACGACACGGUGCCUCCGCCCGCCGCACCCGCGCCCACCGCGCCCACCGCGCCCACCGCGCCCGCACCCGCGCCUUCGCCGCACCGCGCAGACCUCGCAGAGUUUGCCACGCUCAUGAAUCAGUUGACGCCGAUAGAGAAGUAUGCGAUGCGACUGGUGGAGAACAGCGAGGCCGCCACCGAGGCGGAGCGCGCCGCCCUCGGCGAGAUGCGCCGGCAGCUGCACGAGUGGGAGCGCGCGCGACGGGCGCUGCGAGACGCCAGCCCCGCCCCCGCCCCCGCCCCCGACCCCGACCCCGCCCAGCACGAGCCCGAGCCCGAGCUGACAUACUGGCGCGGCGACGCUCGCGCCAAGGUGUGGGUGAGCGCCGCCGGCCCCGCGGAGCGCAUGCCGAUGUGGUGCCCGCCGACCCCGCCCUCCAGCGACGGCGACGUCUACUGCGACACCUGGGCCCGUCCCUUGUACCGGCGCGGCGCCGCGGCCGAGGCCCUGCUGCCCGGCGUCACCCGCCGCGACGGCCGCGGGGGCGCUGCGGGCGUCGCCGGCCGCGACCCGCGCCGUCUGCGUCUCGCCCCGCGCGCCGCCCACGCCCCGCCCUCCAUGUUCGAGAGGGGCGCGGCGGGCGGGGGCGGAGUGCCGCGAGCGCGCCCCCGCCCCCGCGCCUCUCUGCCGCACCGCGAGCCGCCGCAGCCCGAAUGGUCGGGCGGCGAGGACGCGGCGUUGCGUCGCGCGCUGCGUCUGCAGCGCCUGCCCCCCGACGCGCCCGCCGCGCGCGCUCCCAACUGGGACUGGGUGGCCGAUUUGGUGAACGACGUGGCUCGCGCCUACCGGUCGCCGAGGGCCUGUCGCGACCGCCACGACGCGCUCGCCGAUCCCGAGCGCGCGCGCCGCAAACACAAAAAGCCGGCUCCGGCCCGCCGGCGCACCGACGACGACUCGCCGCGGCCGCCGUUGCAGCGCUUAGACGCCAUGCGGGACGCGGCCGAACGCCGCCGCGCCGCGCCCAAGCGCCGGCUGGACGACGCCGCGCAUCGCAAUCCGAAACACCAGGCUCUGCUCGCGGACCACGGCGUCGAUUACGACGCGCCGCCGACGCCCAUGGAGGUGGCCACGCGCCGAGCGGAGCGGAUAGCCAAAGAGAAGAUGAAAGCGGGGGUCGCGGCCGCGAGCGGGGCGACGGGAGCGGGCGGGGCGCCGGCCGCCGGCACCGCGCCCGCCGCCGCCUCCGCCUCCGCGCCCGCCUCCGUGCCGCAGCGCAUAGUGCUGGCGGCGCACGCGGCGAGCGGGGCGGCGGGCGGUGCUGCGGGCGAGCGGCGCGCGGCGGGCGGCGAGGCGGGGCGCGCGACGACGCAGCUCGUGUACAGGCAGCAGCCGCUGGCCGCGCGGCACCACCUCAAGAUCCUGCACCACGCCGCCGCCGCCGCGCCACACUCACAGAGCGGAGCGAGCGUGACGAGCGGCGCGGUGGCGAGCGGUGCGGGCGCGCUGCAGCUCCUGCGCCGCGCCGCGCCCGCGCGCCCGCACCUCGUGCUGGCCCAGCUCGCGCCCGCCGCGCACGCCCCGCACGCCCCGCACGCCCCGCACCAGCAGCCGCCGCGCCCGCAGCACGCGCCCCACGCCCCGCACGCCCCGCACCCCCCGCACGCGCCCCACGCCCCGCAUACAGAGGCAUAUCAAAAAUAA
Papilio machaon (common yellow swallowtail) is the source of this 6564-nucleotide messenger RNA. RefSeq names its product helicase domino (gene dom). The transcript is spliced from 15 exons. Bases 502 to 6564 code for a protein of 2020 amino acids. NCBI's taxonomy places the organism in Eukaryota, Metazoa, Arthropoda, Insecta, Lepidoptera, Papilionidae. Gene Ontology annotation, cellular component: Swr1 complex. The record is from RefSeq and is a predicted model, not a curated record. Gene Ontology annotation, molecular function: ATP binding; histone binding; ATP-dependent chromatin remodeler activity.